Cyclopterus lumpus (lumpfish) is the source of this 1419-nucleotide messenger RNA. RefSeq lists its product as uncharacterized. NCBI's taxonomy places the organism in Eukaryota, Metazoa, Chordata, Actinopteri, Perciformes, Cyclopteridae. The record is from RefSeq and is a predicted model, not a curated record. The coding region runs from base 28 to 1419 and encodes 463 amino acids. The transcript has 14 exons.
CCACGUUGCUCAGUUCCAGAUUCCUUCAUGUGCAAGGAGACCCCGGUUAAUGAGGACCUCAUCUGUGCUGCAGUUAAUAGAUCACAAGUCAAACUGUCUGUUGGCAAUUCCUCUGAAGCCCUGUGCAAUUUAAGCAUCACUGAACAUGCCUGUACCUUGGCUACAAAUCUCACAGCCAGCAACUUGGUCACACUGAUGAACUGCUCACUGGAAAGCCAAAGGUCUUACCCCGUUGAGGUCUGGAAGCUUUUCUUCAAGGAAACUUCUCCGGCACUAGACCAGGCUCUUGUGACAUACGCCAGCAUGGCCCCCAACAACAGCAACCCGUCAUUGUCACAUGCGCUUGAGGCUCUUGGGGAGAUAAGAAUUGCCAACUUCAGCCAGGCACAACUGCAGAAUGAGGACUUUGUAAACAGCUGGUUCCAGACAAAGAUUCGUCCGUUUCUGGCCUCUCCAUCCCCCAGCUUCCUAUUCUGCCUAAGCUCCAAGAACUUGAGCUGCAAGACGUACCAGACUGUCAUCCAGGCAUUCAACAGCCAAAAGGCAUUCAUGGAAAGAGAAAGAAAGUCAGCAGUCUUCACUCAUUUCAUCAAGCCCUUCCUUUCAAGAAAUGACUCAUCAGAUCCUGGCUGUGUCUCAUUGAUCAACGGUAGUGGAGAGUGGGUACAGGUAAACUUUGGCAGCUUCUCUCGUUUCGCAACCCUGCAGGAUCUGCAAGCCCUCAAUGCCAACUUCUCCAGUGCCGGAUCGUUGUCUGUGCUCACUCCUACUCAGGUGGCACAGUUCACACUGAGCUCAGGCGCUUUGAAUGACACAGACCAAAUAGACCAUGUGUUUGAGGUUCUCGAGGAUGGUGAUGCUCUGGAAAAUGUGAAUGAAUUCCUGACACAGUUGACAGCAAGUGGAAAGGUCCCUGAUUUCCAACCUGCUGUGAGAGAUCGUGCGAUGAAUAGGACCUUCAACAUCAUCAGUCCGCAUUUCCUACGAUUCAACAGAGAAGACUGGUUUUCUUGGUUCCAUCUGAUACUGAAGUCGAUCCUCCCAAGUUUCAGCCCAAUGAUGCUCAAGAAUGCAACUGCAAAUAUAAACUGCACAAACUACCAUGUCGUUGUGAGUGGGAUGGCCAAAGCUUCCCCUGCGUUGGCGUUGCAAAGAAAAAAAGAAAUCACAGAAGUUCUGAUUGGCUACCUGAAUAGAUCUGCCAGUGUCAUCAACAAGCCAGUUUGCAGGCAGGGAAUUCACAGUGAUGCAGAAUGGCUUGAAGCAAACCUGGGUUCCUUUUCCCAAUACACAUCAUACUCUGAACUCAAAGUCUUCAACCUCUCUGGAGUGGCAGUUGUGGACUCCCUCUCACCAAACCAGACGGCUGAGCUGCUCCUGGAUCAAGACAGCAGCAUUUGGAGAAUAAGACCCUCGUAA